This is a messenger RNA of Monascus purpureus, 4345 nucleotides long. NCBI's taxonomy places the organism in Eukaryota, Fungi, Ascomycota, Eurotiomycetes, Eurotiales, Aspergillaceae. The record is from the annotation of a GenBank genome assembly.
GAAACAUUGUACCUGCCUAGUAUCCUCUCCAAUGUAUUCUUCCAGAUUGAUACCAAUGAGUCACGAUAGCAGUCCAAAUGAUUCUUCUUUUGUCGAUGCAGGCUCCUCCGAGAGCAUCGCGGCACAUGAUAAUUCGAAACAAGAUGCAUCCUCGCUACUCCGCACUACUGAAGGAUCGUCAUUAAGUUCAAUUUCGGAAUCUCUUGUUUCUUUAUCCAAAGGAAGCCUGCAAUAUCCCCCAGCAAACCAAGCCGAAUUAGGGAAGUGCGAUUCAACGUCCGAUACUGGUUCCGAAAGUCGUGUUCCAAAUGGAGGACCGACUGCCAAUUCUGUCAAUGAAACGGAAUCCACAAUCCGAACGGUAGGCAGGAUCGGCGUCUGUGCUCUGGAUGUGAAAGCCCGCAGCAAACCAAGUCAGAAUAUUCUUACGCGCCUUCAAUCGAAAGGUGACUUUGAAGUGAUUGUCUUCGGUGACAAGGUUAUUCUGGACGAGGCUGUAGAAAACUGGCCAGUGUGUGACUUUCUGAUAGCCUUUUUCUCAGAUGGGUUCCCCCUAGACAAAGCCAUUGCCUAUGCAAAACUCAGGAAACCGUUCUGUGUUAACGACCUACCUAUGCAAAAAGUCCUGUGGGAUCGCCGACUUUGCCUGAGGAUAUUGGAUCACAUGGGUGUUCCGACGCCGAAGAGAAUAGAAGUCAACCGGGAUGGCGGUCCAACUUUGGAAUCGCCAGAACUUGCUCAACAUGUCUACAAAUUAACCGGUGUCAAACUUGAAGGACCUGAGGAUGGAACAGGAGGGGGUGCUCGCAAAACCCAAAACGUGUCACUCUCCGAGGAUAGAGAAGCGCUGAUUGUCGACGGGAAGGUUUUUAGGAAACCAUUUGUCGAGAAGCCCGUGAAUGGGGAAGAUCACAACAUUCAUAUUUACUUCCCUAACGACCAACAGUAUGGCGGUGGUGGUAGAAGGCUGUUUCGAAAAGUUGGGAAUAAAAGUUCUGAAUAUGACAGCAACCUUAUUGUCCCCAGAUCGGUGACAGAAAAGGACACCAGCUAUUUAUACGAGCAAUUCUUACGAGUUGAUAACGCAGAAGACGUCAAGGCCUAUACAGUUGGGCCUGAUUUUUGUCACGCAGAAACACGGAAGUCUCCUGUGGUUGACGGACUCGUUCGUCGCAAUACUCAUGGCAAGGAGUUAAGGUACAUAACUAAAUUGAGUAAGGAAGAGGCUGCCAUGGCUACGAAGAUAUCGAAUGGUUUUGGCCAGCGGAUUUGCGGGUUUGAUAUGCUUCGCGUUGAGGAAAGAAGCUAUGUCAUUGAUGUCAAUGGAUGGAGCUUUGUCAAAGAUAACAAUGAUUAUUACGACAAAUGUGCCAAUAUCCUCAGAGAUAUGUUUCUGAGAGAGAAAUGCAGGCUUCAAGGGGGUUUCGACCCGUCCGAUUCUCUUCUUGGUUUCGGCCAAUCCAAGAGGGGCAAUAUGCCAUCCCAUCGACACGGAUUAAAGACUUUAUUGAAAUCGGCGAGCUCGUCGAGGCUUUACGGUGGCCAGCAGACAAAAGGCAAUGAGUUUGGUGCUUCAGAUGCACCUAUUGGCACUAGAUCUGCACUGUUACAUGGGGUCGAAAACACUGACUAUGGCAGCAACUUCGGUGCAUUGAACUCUAAAGAGAGAUUCCAGGCUCCGCAUGUUGUCAAUACACCAGGUUGUAAUUCUGCUGGGGUGUCAGUGCACAUUAACAAUAACGAAGCACCGCCACCUCCAGCUUCGAAGCAUUCCUGGAAGCUAAAGGGCAUGGUAGCGGUAAUAAGACAUGCAGACCGUACUCCGAAACAAAAGUUCAAAUUUACCUUCCAUAGCCAACCAUUUGUUGAUCUCUUGAAGGGACAUCAAGAGGAGGUGGUGAUUAAAGGAGAGGCCGCCCUGGCUAGUGUGUCGGAUGCCGUUAACGUCGCGAUGGAUCAUGGACUUGAGGAUACGGAUAAGCUUAAACUGCUUCGCCUCUCACUGGAGAAGAAAGGUGGUUGGCCUGGAACUAAGGUUCAGAUAAAGCCAAUGUUUCGCAAGCGGAGACCCGAAGAGAUGCGCGAACAUGCCCUAUUUGCACUACCCGCUGGAAGCUUUCAUAAUGAGUCCAUGCCACCUAUGCCGACCGCAGCCUCUUUAGAAAACGAAAAGCCUAUGGCUCAAGCGCAAAAUGAAUCAACAUCCGGUUCAACAUUUUCUCGUUUCUCUGCUGCUGAAAAUGAUCUUAUCCUGGAUAAGUUACAGCUAGUAAUCAAAUGGGGUGGAGAGCCUACUCACGCUGCACGCUACCAAUCUCAAGACCUAGGGCUGAAUAUGCGCGAUGAUCUGAAAUUGAUGAAUAAGGAAGCGCUAAACAAUGUCCGCAUUUUUACCAGCUCUGAAGGAAGAGUGAGCACAAGUGCUCAAAUCUGGGCAUGCUCGUUCCUUGACCAAAAGGACAUUCCGGAAGACCUAAUACAAGUGCGAAAAGAUCUCCUUGAUGACUCGAAUGCCGCAAAGGAUGUGAUGGAUAAAGUUAAAAAGAAACUCAAGGUUCUCUUGCGGGAAGGUUCUGCACCAUCGCAAUUUGUUUGGCCAAAAGACAGUAACAUCCCAGAGCCUUCCGUUGUCCUUGCCAGAGUAGUCGAACUUAUGAAUUUUCACCGAGACAUCAUGCGAGAGAAUUUCGAGAAGCUUGAUAAGUCGCCAAACCAAAUAUCUACGCCUUCCUUUUCAGACGGGCCUACAUCAUCAAAUGAGCCCAAUUCAGAGACUGAAUCUCAACCCCCGAAUUUGGUUCAGAAACGAUGGUGCGCUGGCGAAGAUCCUGGCCUUUUUAAAGAGAGAUGGGAGAAGCUCUUCGCCGAAUUUUGUGACACUGAGAAAGUUGAUCCCAGUAAACUCUCCGAACUGUAUGACAGUAUGAAGUUCGACGCACUUCACAACCGACAAUUCUUAGAGUGGGCAUUCAUGCCCCCCGACGAUUUCAAUGAUGAAGUUGAAAUGGGUGGGCUCAACUCGAGUCGCGCUGUGAAAAAUGUCGCUAACGGAGAAAGUAAAAUUGCCCCGGAUACAAAAUUUUACGAAAAGAUUGAGGAGCAUACGGAGAACCAGAAACUUACACAUCGGAUAAGGUUUAAAAAGCACUCAAGUGCUUUCGAGUCCAUCCCGCACUUAAGGGCAUUAGAUGAUUCUUAUGAUCAUUAUUUCAAGCUGUAUCCUGGUUCCACUCCUACAAAGGCUAAGCUGGAUAGAAGACUGGCUAAACUAAAGGAGCUGUACAAGCUAGCCAAGGUUCUUUUCGACUAUGUGACACCCCAGGAGUAUGGGAUUACAGACCGCGAAAAGCUAGAAAUUGGGCUGUUGACAUCUUUGCCCCUUCUUCAGGAAAUUGUUCAGGACCUGGAAGAAGUACAGGCCUCCACAGAUGCAAAGUCAUUCUUCUAUUUCACAAAAGAGUCCCAUAUUUACACGCUUCUGAAUUGCAUCUUGGAAGGUGGCAUCCAGACAAAGAUAGCAAGGAGUGCUAUUCCAGAAUUGGAUUACCUAUCCCAGAUAUGCUUCGAGCUCUAUGAAGCCAAAGACAGCGAGCUAUCGAAAAAUUCUUAUUCAAUUCGCAUUUCAAUCAGCCCUGGCUGCCACGCUUUUGACCCGCUUGAUGUGCAACUUGAUUCCAGGCAUGCUAUUGGCUGCGCGCCUAGAAGAAGCUUGACUGCUCAUCAGGAUUGGAAGGAGGUUAUCGAGACCCUCAAAGCCAAAUUUGACACAGUCAAGCUUCCCAAGACAUUUAUUGCUGUCAAUCUAAGCGACAAACAUGCCUCGAAGCUAAAGGGGGGAGCAUGAAUGUCAUGGCAGAUGUUUGAGGAAUGCCGUACCCAUUUCACUGCUCACCGGAGAUUGCCUGAAGCGUAUGCAUGAAUGAUGACCUCUUUUGUACUGUGCAGGAAGUUGGGGAAGCUAAGAGUCGGGAAGUCGCUUUCCUCAAAAUUUCAUGGCCAUAGGCCUGUCAAGGAAUAGUCAAACUACACUAUAUCGUGCAUAUGAUCACCUGGUAGAGUUGGGAAAGAGUAUGGCUGGGCUUUUACUGGCUUCAAACAUGAGUCAUUUUGUCUUGUCUAUUUCUGGAUAUAUAUAUUUUUGGGAGGGCUAUCAACCAUGCCAUUGCUAUGCCAAAGGGGGGGCCCAUUUCACUGGUUGCAGCUUAACAGGAGUAUUAGUAAAUACUACUGAAGUAGCACUGGCCUCUGGGUUGAUUGAAGUGUACAUUAAAUGCUUGUCUGCUCUGCAGGACUAGACCCACAUGGGUACUCUGUAGUACUAAUUUACUAGAAUAAUAGAAAUGGA